AUGUUCUUUUCAUCCUUGGCUCCGCUUGUCAUCUUGGGCUUGUCGACAGGUAUCUCCGCAAUACCGCACCCCUUACAAAGCCGGGCAGAAAACGACACAUCGACUCAUAAAUUCCUUACGAACAAAACUCAACCGUACGCCGUAGAUGGAGCUAACUUGCCCGACAUCCCUUUCGACAUCGGCGAGAGUUACUCGGGUUUGAUGCCCAUAGGAGACAAAGCUGGGCGAGAACUCUUCUUCUGGUUUGUCCCGUCGGAGAACGAGGCGGCUGACGACGAGAUUGUCAUCUGGCUCAAUGGCGGACCUGGAUGUUCGUCACUCAUGGGAUUCUUGCAGGAAAAUGGUCCCAUAAGUUGGCAGAGUGGACAACUAGCCCCGAUGCGCAAUGUUUAUUCGUGGACCAACUUGACCAAUGUGAUCUGGGUCGAACAACCUGCGGGAACAGCCUUUUCAGGAGCCAAAGGUGACGGCGACAACGAAGACGAAGUCGGCGUGGCCCAACAGUUUCUGGGAUUCUGGAAGAACUUCAUCGACACGUUCGACAUGAAAGGUCGCAAAGUUUCAAUCACGGGUGAAAGCUAUGCCGGGAACUAUGUGCCGUACAUCGCCGAAGCAAUGCUCAACACCACCGGAGAGGAGGCCACGGACUACUACAACGUCACCGGUAUCUUGAUCUACGACCCAAUCCUGGGCGAUAGGACGCUGGGUGAUGCUGCCCCGGCAGUCGAGUUUAUCAAUGCCAAUAAGAAUCUGUUCCCAUUCGACGAGGCCGAUUUUGAAGCUCUCAACGACUUGAACAAAGAAUGCGGGUUCCACGACCUGAUGGAACAAGCUAACACGUUCCCCCCAAAGGGGCCUAUCAAGAUCCCCAAGAUCCUGGAACUCAACGCCACGUCAACGACGGAAAGUAGUUUCGGGAACGAGGAUUGUUAUCUGAACUAUUUUAUUGAAAUAGCUAUCAUGGAACUCAACCCGUGCUUCAACAUCUACUACGUAGGCCAGCCGUGUCCAUACCCGGGCGACAUCAUAGGCGACCCGUACCACACCAACGCGCCAGGGUCGCCGCAGCUGUACUUUACGCGGGCCGACGUGCAAAAGGCCAUCCACGCGCCGACGGCGGGCAACGGGUCGGCGUACGACUGGAGCAUAUGCAGCAACGCGACCGACGUGUUCGCCGACGGCAUCGACCGGUCGCUUCCGUCGGCGAGCAACGGCGGGCCGCUGGGCAGGGUGAUCGAGCGGACCAACAACGUCAUUGUCGGCCACGGCACGCUCGACAUGGUGCUGAUGGUCAACGGGUCGCUGCUCGCGCUGCAGAACCUGACGUGGAACGGCGAGCAGGGCUUCUCGAAGCCGCUGGACAACGACCUCGUCGUGCCGUACUACCCGCAGGGCGUCGUGGCGCAGUCCGGCAACGGCACCCUGGGCAAGUGGACCGAGGACCGGGGCCUGAUCUUCUGCACCGUCGAGAUGUCCGGCCACGAGGUGCCCGGGUACCAGCCCGGGGUGGCCCUGCGGCACCUGGAGAAGCUCCUGGGCAGGAUCGACCGGUUGGACGACGAGGGCGACUUCAGCACCGCGAGCACCUACUUCGAGGACGGCUUCGAGUACAGUCCUCGCGAUGCGGAUGUGCUCAGGAACAUUGAACAUCAGCUGGUCAGGAGGGAUCAGAUCCCAAAGAGGACGAUGCAAAUCGACAAGAGGGGGAUAAUUGGUGGAGGUGGGUAUUGA
Messenger RNA from Exophiala spinifera, 1731 nucleotides. RefSeq lists its product as uncharacterized. The record is from RefSeq and is a predicted model, not a curated record. The coding region runs from base 1 to 1731 and encodes 576 amino acids. Lineage: Eukaryota; Fungi; Ascomycota; Eurotiomycetes; Chaetothyriales; Herpotrichiellaceae. The transcript has 5 exons. Gene Ontology annotation, biological process: proteolysis. Gene Ontology annotation, molecular function: serine-type carboxypeptidase activity.